Messenger RNA from Rhincodon typus (whale shark), 7084 nucleotides. It is a transcript of the gene slit2, whose product is annotated as slit homolog 2 (Drosophila). Gene Ontology annotation, biological process: negative regulation of cell growth; retinal ganglion cell axon guidance; negative chemotaxis. The transcript has 37 exons. The record is from RefSeq and is a predicted model, not a curated record. NCBI's taxonomy places the organism in Eukaryota, Metazoa, Chordata, Chondrichthyes, Orectolobiformes, Rhincodontidae. Gene Ontology annotation, molecular function: calcium ion binding; heparin binding; Roundabout binding. The coding region runs from base 964 to 5556 and encodes 1530 amino acids.
CCGGCGGGGGGAACAGGCUGACCGAAUCUGAGCAGUUCUGAGAGGGACACACACACACACACACACACACAGCAGCAGCCCCGGGGGCUCCUCUGCCUAGCUCCAAUCCACCCUCUGUCAGCACCCCAGGCCGGCCGUACCCCUCCGCGACUGAUGCCAGCAGCAAGAGGCGCCGGGAGUGCAAGAAUGCAAACAGUUCUUUCACUGCCCAGCCACCUUCAGGUGUUCGGGGCAAAAUAAGAGGUUUUGGGGGCAUUUCUCCUUUUUAUUGUUGGGACUGGUAAAAGAAGGAACCUGGCCUCAGUCAGCUUCCUGGAGGGAGACAGGGGGCUGGAAAAGAACUCCUUGUUUGUUUACUUGCGAUCUGGACUUUAAAGAGCGACAGAAAAGGCAGGUUGUCAAAGACUUUCAGCAAUUACACGCACAUUAGCGGUCAGUGCUUCUGGUGUGUCUCUAAAUGAGGACGAGCUUCUCCACCCCACCCCACCCCCCAUCCCAGCCCCCGUACCUCAGUGAUUCUCCUGACUGUCAGUGACAGCCUGAUGGAUGCUUGAAAGGAAAUCAAUAUCGAGCGUUGUACGCGGCGCCGUCUGUUGAAUCAUCUGGGGCUGUUGUGGUCGAGCGAUCUGAAGCUAUUCGGUGACAUUUGCUGAGAAUUCGGAGCGUUGCCUGAAGGUGCUGGGGAUACAGAAGGCGCUGUCGAUGGACGGUGUUAUUGUGUGUGUGUGAGUUUGCAGCGACCGUGGGGAGAGAUAGACCGCUCGCUUUUACACACAGACACGAACAAGCCCAGGCGUCGGCACAAAGUUGGGAGAGCGGACCGCGGAUUGGAAACGACCAACUUGUCUUUUUUGUUUGUUUAAAGCUUUCCACGGGUUUUUGUUUUGUUUAAAAGUUUGCCUGCACCGUUGCUUCCCCCACCCACUUCCACAAAAACACAGGGGGGAGAAAAAAGAAGCCACGAUGGACGCGUUUGGAUUCUGCAGGAUUUUCUCCUGGUUUCUCCUUGUGAUCGGGACGAGCACUUGGACUGAAGUUGCCGGCCAAGUUUGUCCCAGUCACUGUACCUGUGCCGGGCCGGCUGUGGAUUGUCACGGACUGGGACUGCGCUCUGUCCCCAAAAGCAUCCCUAGGAACACCGAGAGACUGGAUUUGAAUGGGAACAACAUCACACGGAUCACCAAAUCAGCCUUCUCAGGAUUGAGACAUAUGCGAGUUCUACAGCUCAUGGAAAACCAAAUAACCACCAUUGAGAGGGGAGCCUUUCAGGAUCUGAAGGAGCUGGAAAGACUCCGCCUGAAUAGAAACAACCUACAGGUCUUGCCAGAGUUGCUUUUCCUGGGAACUCCGAAGCUCUACAGACUUGAUCUGAGCGAAAACCACAUUCAUGCUAUUCCAAGGAAGGCUUUCCGAGGAGCUGUGGACAUCAAAAAUUUGCAACUGGAUUACAACCAGAUCAGCUGCAUUGAGGAUGGAGCAUUCAGGGCUCUGCGUGACCUGGAAGUACUUACCCUUAACAAUAACAACAUUUCUCGACUCUCAGUGGCAAGCUUCAACCACAUGCCUAGGCUUAGAACCUUCCGACUCCAUUCAAACAACCUGUACUGCGACUGCCAUUUAGCAUGGCUUGCUGAUUGGCUGCGACAGCGCCCUCGAGUUGGGCUGUACACUCAGUGCACCGGGCCUGGGCACCUGAGAGGCCAUAAUGUUGCAGAAGUACAAAAGAAGGAGUUCAUUUGCUCUGAUGACGACAAAGGUCACCAGAGUUUAACAAUGCAAUCCUGCAGUGUCCAUUCAAAGUCUUGUCCAGCGGUCUGCACAUGUAGCAACAGUAUCGUGGAUUGUCGUGGCAAGGGUCUUACUGAGAUAUCGAGCAAGCUUCCAGAAAGCAUCACGGAAAUACGGCUGGAGCAAAACUCAAUCAAAACCAUCCCUCCUGGAGCCUUCUCACCCUACAAGAGAUUGCGAAGAAUAGACCUGAGCAACAACCACAUUUCAGAAAUUGCACCGGAUGCUUUCCAGGGAUUGAGGUCACUUAACUCCCUUGUGUUAUAUGGAAAUAAAAUCACAGAGCUCCCUAAAGGCCUUUUUGAGGGACUCUUCUCUCUGCAGUUACUGUUGCUGAAUGCCAACAAGAUUAACUGUCUGCGAGUAGAUGCUUUUCAGGAUCUCCAUAAUUUAAACCUCCUCUCUCUAUAUGACAACAAGUUACAGACCAUUGCCAAAGGCACUUUUGCACCUCUGCGUGCUAUCCAGACUCUGCAUCUGGCUCAGAACCCAUUUAUUUGUGAUUGUCAUCUGAAAUGGCUUGCGGACUAUCUGCACGCAAACCCCAUUGAAACAAGUGGUGCCCGCUGUAGCAGUCCUCGCCGUCUGGCAAACAAGAGGAUCGGACAGAUCAAGAGCAAGAAGUUCCGCUGCUCAGGCACAGAGGAUUACAGAUCCAAACUCAGCGGAGACUGCUUCCUGGAUCUUGCUUGCCCUGAAAAGUGUCGAUGCGAGGGAACCACUGUGGACUGCUCCAAUCAGAGACUUACGAAAAUUCCUGAUCACAUCCCUCAGUACACUGCAGAGUUGCGCCUUAAUAACAAUGAGUUUACAGUUUUGGAAGCCACUGGGAUAUUCAAGAAACUCCCUCAGCUCCGUAAAAUAAACUUGAGCAAUAAUAAGAUUACAGAUAUUGAGGAGGGUGCAUUCGAGGGAGCUAGCGGUGUGAAUGAAUUGUUACUGACAGGUAACCGUCUGGAAACUGUGCACCGCAAAAUGUUCAAAGGACUGGAUAGUCUUAAAACAUUGAUGCUGAGGAGCAAUAAAAUUGGUUGUGUGAGCAAUAACACGUUCACAGGCCUGAGUUCUGUUCGCCUACUCUCUCUUUAUGACAAUCAGAUAACUACCAUUUCUCCAGGAGCAUUUGAUACUCUCCACUCUCUGUCUACACUAAAUCUGCUAGCCAAUCCUUUUAACUGCAAUUGCCAUUUGGCCUGGUUGGGAGAAUGGCUAAGAAAGAAACGCAUAGUCACAGGAAACCCUCGCUGCCAGAAGCCCUAUUUCUUGAAGGAAAUUCCUAUCCAGGACGUGGCAAUCCAGGACUUCACAUGUGAUGAUGCCAGUGCCUUGUUUAUGAUACAGAGAGUGUCCAUGUCUGUCACAAGCCAUCCGCUUGCCUUCUGCCUUGACCAAGUGUCACCUGUGAACCAACAGCCGCUGUCUGACACUGUGGAGCAGAAACUGAUGUGUUUCCGGUAUUUGGAUGGAAAUCAGUUUGUGAUGGUACCCAAGGAACUCACCACUUUCAAGCAUUUAUUACUUAUUGAUUUAAGUAACAACAGAAUCAGUACACUGUACAACCAGAGCUUCAGCAACAUGACAGAGCUUCUGACCUUAAUUCUUAGUUAUAACCGGCUGAGGUGUAUUCCAGUUCGAACAUUCGAUGGGUUGAAAUCCCUCCGUUUAUUGUCUUUGCAUGGAAAUGACAUCUCAUCUAUUCCUGAAGGAGCUUUUAAUGACCUUUCAUCACUGUCACAUUUGGCCCUUGGUGCGAACCCUUUAUAUUGUGACUGCAACAUGCAGUGGUUAUCUGAUUGGGUAAAGUCAGGCUACAAAGAGCCAGGCAUAGCACGCUGUGCUGGACCUGGUGACAUGACAGAUAAACUCCUGCUCACCACUCCUUCUAAGAAAUUUGAAUGCCAAGGUCCCAUUGACAUCAACAUUCUAGCCAAGUGUAACCCUUGUCUUUCCAAUCCAUGUAAAAAUGAUGGCACCUGCAACAAUGACCCAGUGGAUUUUUAUCGGUGCACCUGCCCAUAUGGAUUCAAGGGACAAGACUGUGAUGUUCCCAUUCAUGCCUGUGUAAAUAGCCCAUGCAAAAAUAGUGGAACUUGCCAUCUUAAAGAGGGAGAAAAGGAUCAUUUCUGGUGCUCAUGUGCAGAUGGCUUUGAAGGUGAAGAGUGCACUAUAAAUAUUGAUGACUGUGAGGACAAUGAUUGUGAGAAUAAUUCCACCUGCGUUGAUGGAAUCAAUAACUACACUUGCCUCUGUCCACCUGAAUAUACAGGUGAGCUAUGUGAAGAGAAACUGGACUUCUGUGCUCCGGAGCUGAACGCUUGUCAACAUGAUUCCAAAUGUAUCAUGACCCUCAAGGGAUUCAAGUGCGAGUGCACACCUGGGUACGUUGGUGAACACUGUGACAUUGACUAUGAUGACUGCCAGGAGAACAAGUGUAAAAACAGUGCACAGUGCAUUGAUGCAGUGAAUGGGUAUACAUGUAUCUGCCCAGAAGGUUACAGUGGUCUGUUUUGUGAGCUGACCCCACCAAUGGUUUUACCUCGCACUAGCCCCUGCGAUCACUUUGAAUGCCAGAAUGGAGCCCAGUGUAUUGAAAUUGGAAAUGAGCCAGUCUGCCAAUGUCUGGCAGGUUAUGAAGGUGACAAGUGUGAAAAAUUGGUUAGUGUGAACUUUGUGAACAGAGAUUCCUACCUCCAGAUUCCCUCACCAAACAUACAGCUUCAGCCUAAUAUCUCUCUCCAGGUUGCUACAGAUGAAGACAAUGGGAUUUUGCUGUACAAAGGAGACAAUGAUCACAUCGCUGUGGAGCUUUUCCGUGGGCGAGUACGUGUCAGCUAUGACACAGGUACCUAUCCAGCAUCAGCCAUUUACAGUGUGGAAACAAUCAACGAUGGCAACUUUCACAGUCUGGAGCUGGUAGCAGCUGAUCAAAUGUUAAGUCUGGUGAUAGAUGGAGGAAAUCCUAAAACUAUUAACAAUUUAGCCAGACAAUCUACACUCAACAUAGACUCCCCUCUCUACGUUGGAGGUAUGCCCACCAAGACAAACUUCGCAGCUCUGCGCCAAGGACCAGGCCAGAAUGGUACCAGUUUCCAUGGCUGCAUUCGCAAUUUAUAUAUUAACAAUGAACUGCAGGACUUUAAGAAAGUUCCAAUGCAGAUUGGCAUUCUGCCAGGCUGUGAACCCUGUCAGAAGAAGAUGUGCCAGCAUGGUACCUGCCACACCAUUGGCCAGUCCAGCUUCACCUGUGAAUGUGAAGGAGGUUGGACAGGAACCCUUUGUGACCAGCAAACAAAUGAUCCAUGUCAGGGCAAUAAGUGUGUACAUGGUAUUUGUGUGCCCAUCAAUGCCUUCUCAUACAGUUGUAAGUGCCAGAUGGGUUUCAAAAGUGUAUUGUGUGAUGAGGAAGAGGAGCUCUUUAACCCCUGUCAGAACAUCAGGUGUAAACAUGGAAAAUGUAGGCUUUCAGCUGUUAGCAGACCUUACUGUGAAUGUAAUAGUGGAUACACUGGAGAGAACUGUGACAAAGAAAUUUCCUGUAGAGGGGAACGAAUCCGAGAUUACUACCAGAAGCAGCAAGGCUAUGCCGCUUGCCAAACAACCAAAAAGGUCUCGCGGUUAGAGUGUAGAGGUGGAUGUGACAACGGACAGUGCUGUGGUCCUCUGAGGAGCAAGCGACGGAAAUACAGUUUUGAAUGCACUGACGGCUCUUCAUUUGUGGAGGAGGUGGAAAAAGUCGUGAAAUGCGGCUGCUUGCAAUGUUCUUUGUAGAAGUUUCAAAUGCUUGCCCUUUUUCAAAACAAUGUGCACCUGGUGACUGUGUGGGACGUAUUUUUGCUUCCGUGGUGGAGAUAUUUGAAUUAUAUUGUAAAAUACAGAACAGACGUAUUUUUAUUAUCAGAAAAUGACUAUUUUCUUCAUUUACAAAAAUAUUUCAAGUCUUUUUGACUGAAAGUUAUUGCAACACGUAUAAAAUGUUUGUCAGAAGCCAAACCAUUUUGGACUGGAUUUUGACUUUUCCUGACUUGGCAAAAAGAACUUUUCAAUAUUUUGACAUCCAAUGGACAGCAAAAGUGAAGUCCAAAGGAGGAGAAUGCCACUGAAAGUGAGUGAUGUCCAUUUAAAGAAAACAACAAGCUGCAAGUCACAUCAGUUCAUCUUUGAUACAGAGACACAGAUGUAACUGUGCUGUAAGGUCAUGAAUCAAGAAUGUGUACCGAUGAAGAAGCCAGAACUUCUGCUGUCAUUUCACAUCUUGAAUAUGUGGACAGUUAUCUUUUUUUCCCCAGUAUAAUGUGUACAUUAGCAUAUUUGAGCUUACAAAGUGUUUUAGCAAGCUUUGUUUCCAGUAUUAAUUCUUUGUAAUAUAAUUAUAAAUGGGGACUAUACAACCAAUAGAGAAUUGAUGUAUGGAUUACUUAGUUGGAUAAAGUUUUGUGGUUUUCUUUUGAAAUGAGUUUUACGCAGUAUUCAAGAUAUCAUUACGAAGUAUUUAUUGUAUCAAAAAACUUGUACCUAACUUUGCUAGAUCUUCUCUUUCACUCCAUUUUUGAAUCUUUAAUAUAUAUUAAUUUAUAUUUCGUCCUCAUAUUUUUGUAUGUUAAAAACAUUAAAAAAAGAUUGCAGUUUUUUAUUUUUAUUUUUUGGGGGGAGAUAGACUAACUAACAAUCUAGCAUGUCCUCUCGGGGUGAAUUGUCUUGUUAUCUUUUUGAUCAGUUGUGUCUCCUGUAUUUUUGACCAAUGACAUUGCUUUGGUUUACAAAGCCUGGGAAAUAACCUCAGCCUAAUGGUGUCAGAUGUAACAAGCCAGUGUAUAUUUUGUGAAUUCUGCUGAAUUUGAACCUACCUUGACAAACUAGAUUUUUUUUGUUAUAGAAGUGAUUUUUUUUCAAUCUCCUCCCCUUUAUCCCUCUCCCCUGAAAUUUAGUAAAGGUAAAUUAAAACAUGCUGUUUUCUGGCAGAUGAACAAGUUUUUACAUAUCAGGAUAUUGUUUGGAGUUCCUCAGUUUCCUGACUGACUGUAAAUUCAGAAUUGUCUCCUUUUCUUGACUAUUGAAAUUACAUGUCAGCCGUUUGUUCUCCUACAGUAACUUGUUGCUGCUAAACUACAGAUUUAGAGUUGAUUAAAUUUAAGUAGGUGGGCUGUGCUCUUUACAAAUUAAAGAUUGGGAAUGCCUGUGUAAAUACAAUUUGGUUUCCUUUGUUUUUUUUUCUGCAUCUAGUUAGCUGUACAUGUUGACUGAUAUCAGUGAUGCUACUGAUGUUUGUAAAUUAAAUAAGAUAUUAACUUCAGUCAGA